AUGACUGUGAUACCUUUCAAGUUGGGAGCCCCAACCCGCUCUGCAAUCGAUCUGGAAGUCGCUAGUGACAAACGGAUGAGAGAAGCUCCUCAAGUUCUUCUUGAGGACGAAAUGGACGCCAUCGACGAAAACGAUAUGGUUUACCCUGAUAUGACUGACGAUAGAGUUCUCCCGGGUAAUGACAUUAAGAGCAAGUAUGAAAAGGCUUCGUGCACUACUCUGGUACCUGCUAUGGUUGACAAGCAGAUCAAACAUCGUGGGUUCGAACACACCUGUGUACGCUAUCUGUACGAUGAGGAGGACGGUCAGUUCCGUCCGGUUGGCACUGCUGAGAAGACCCCUGAUGAAGCUCACGCUUUGCUCAAGGGUGGUUGA
Messenger RNA from Perkinsus marinus ATCC 50983, 375 nucleotides. RefSeq lists its product as hypothetical. The coding region runs from base 1 to 375 and encodes 124 amino acids. The transcript is spliced from 3 exons. Lineage: Eukaryota; Perkinsozoa; Perkinsida; Perkinsidae. The record is from RefSeq and is a predicted model, not a curated record.